AGCCGGGCCCGCCUUCCACAGCGGCGAGGCCUGGGAGAAGAUGGCGGCGGCCGCGGGCUGGGCCCUGCUGGGCCUGGCGCUGUGGCUCUGCGCGGCAGCCGCGGCCAGCGAGGCGGAGGGGAAGCGGCGGGCCGGGCCGGCCAAGAAGAAGGACAUUCGGGACUACAACGACGCGGACAUGGCUCGGCUGCUGGAGCAGUGGGAGAAGGAUGAUGACAUUGAAGAGGGAGAUCUUCCUGAACACAAGAGGCCUCCAGCACCAAUAGAUUUCUCAAAAAUUGAUCCAGGCAAGCCUGAAAGUAUCCUGAAGCUGACGAAAAAGGGAAAGACUUUGAUGAUGUUUGUCACUGUGUCAGGAAAUCCCACAGAAAAGGAGACAGAGGAAAUUACUAGCCUGUGGCAGGGCAGUCUCUUCAAUGCAAACUAUGAUGUACAAAGGUUUAUUGUUGGCUCAAAUCGUGCCAUCUUUAUGCUGCGUGAUGGUGGUUAUGCCUGGGAGAUCAAGGACUUUCUGAUAAAUCAAGAAAGGUGUGCAGAUGUUACCCUGGAGGGCCAGGUUUAUCCUGGCAAAGGAGCAGAAGAAAGUGAGAAAGUGAAAAACAAAACAAAACCUGAAAAAGUAAAGAAGAAAAAAGAUGCAGAGAAGAAAUCUAAUAGCAUCAAAGAGGACAACCGAGCAACCAAGCAGAGAGAGGAUCUAUGAUGGACACCUUAACCAGACUGAAUGCUGCUCUGCUGUUCCCUGAAGGGAAACUACAUUUCCAUACAAUUCCUAGCUUUAUUGGGGGGCAGGAGGGAAGCAGAGAUUACUGAGGUUAAAAGACUUCUCUCUUGAAAUUCACCAGUUUACUUAUCAAUAUUGGUAAUUUGUUUAGUUAUGGGGAAGAUAAUGUGUCAUACCAGCAAUUGACUACUUUAGUUUAUAGCUUUUAGUGCUUUUGUUGUUUAAAAUUAAUGUACAAAUCUGUGUGUAAGGUCACAAACUUAAAUGGAAAAGAAGAAAUACAGUCUCAGGACACGUGUAGUAGCUACAUCCAUCAUGGCUGUGCAGGUUGGUCAUUGACUCCUAGCUGCUAUUAGGUAGCAGAGUGCAGUGCUGAAAGAUAGUCUUGGAAGCCACUUUGCUAGACUCGGUUGGCAAAACUUCCUGAAAUUGCAAAGAAUAAUGUUACAGUGGCCAAAGAUAACCUGAAAUUACAGGGUUUAGGACAUGUAUGGUUUGACUGCCUAUUUCGUUAAAAUAAUCCAAACCCCUUCGUCUGUCUGAAGAAAUUCAUGGAACUGCUCAGAAGCAUGGUAGAAGCUGGUAGAUAUUUGGAUAAUGCACUUCCACUCAGUGCAGAGAGGAGAUUCCUUACCCAUCAGAAGUGAUGCAGGAGUGUUAAUGGACUUAGAGGGCCUGCAUGAGGGGUGUCAGGGGGAAAGGAAAUCCAGAUUCAUGGCAUUCAGGUUGCUGCUGCUGCCAAAGAACCAUGACUGUGCAAAUAUGAUGUGUGCCCCAUUUUGUAGACAGUGAAAUUGCUUUAACUCUGAAAUUAAUUUGGUUUACUGGUUUUAAGGGUUUGUUUAAAUCUCUGAAAAAGCACUAGUUACAGUACAGAGUUAAACCUUGAGUUACACAUAUCUCUUAGUGAAGCUUAAUAACCAGAUUGUAUUUUUUGGUACAGAUUCCUGUGUGACAUGGCUGAUUGUAUAUGAACAUUUGAUUUAUAUGCUAUGAGGUUUGAUGUAUGAGAGCAAAUUAAAUUUUUCCUUAGAAGUCUUUGUAUAAUUGGGAGGAAUUUAUUGUUAUUCAGAUUCCAUUCAGUCAACUGUAUUGCUUAGAAUUGUUUCCCUUCUGCCUUACUAUGUAUUAAGGACUAAAUGCACCUAGUAUGUAUGGUCCACAUAAUUUUCCAGAGGAUGAGCACAGUAUUAACUGCCUUCGUUCAGUAAGACUAAGAUGUUACUUUGAGUCUUUAUUUAAGGUGCUAAAAUCCAAGUGUUUUGGAUAAAAGGUCCUAAUUGAACCAUAAUGGUUGAUCUUGUGGAAUACUUCAGUAUCAAAAGUGGGAAACUGUGACUUACUGAAUGCUUGUUCUAAAAUAAAAGAUGUCACUGAA
This is a messenger RNA of Apus apus (common swift), 2102 nucleotides long. It is a transcript of the gene MESD, whose product is annotated as mesoderm development LRP chaperone. Lineage: Eukaryota; Metazoa; Chordata; Aves; Apodiformes; Apodidae. Gene Ontology annotation, biological process: protein folding. The record is from RefSeq and is a predicted model, not a curated record. Gene Ontology annotation, molecular function: low-density lipoprotein particle receptor binding. The transcript is spliced from 3 exons. The coding region runs from base 41 to 703 and encodes 220 amino acids.